Messenger RNA from Mytilus trossulus (common blue mussel), 1660 nucleotides. RefSeq names its product procathepsin L-like. The transcript has 9 exons. Gene Ontology annotation, biological process: immune response; positive regulation of apoptotic signaling pathway; positive regulation of peptidase activity. Bases 134 to 1138 code for a protein of 334 amino acids. Lineage: Eukaryota; Metazoa; Mollusca; Bivalvia; Mytilida; Mytilidae. Gene Ontology annotation, molecular function: cysteine-type endopeptidase activity; cysteine-type endopeptidase activator activity involved in apoptotic process. Gene Ontology annotation, cellular component: lysosome. The record is from RefSeq and is a predicted model, not a curated record.
GGUAAUAACAGUUUAUGUUUAACGAGGAAGUUGAAGGCAUCACGAGAACGUGAGUCAAUAUCAUCAGUUUUUCCUCAAUCUGUCGUUACACUUAUUAUUGCAGUAUUUCUGUUAUUGAAACUAAAGCAACAAUAUGCAGAAAUACAUCAUACUGUCUACAUUAUUGUUUGGCAAUAUAGUUUCUUUAUCGCUGAAAUACACAUCCAUUAGUCUAAACAAUGAAUGGGAACUGUACAAGAAAUCAUUUAAUAAAGUGUAUAAAGAUAAUAUUGAAGAAUUACAAAGACGAGUGAUCUGGGAAGACAAUGUCUAUUUUAUUGAGCAUCACAAUAUGGCAGCAGAUCGUGGAGAACAUACUUACUGGCUGGGAAUUAACCAUUUUGCCGACAUGUCAGAGAAAGAAGUGACUCAGAAAAUGAAAGGAUACAAAAGGUCAAACGAUGUCGUAAUAGGGGGUUCUACAUAUCUCCCACCAAAUAAUGUACAAGUUCCAGAUGAGGUUGACUGGCGACAACAAGGUUAUGUGACUCCUGUAAAAGAUCAGGGACAGUGUGGAUCUUGCUGGUCAUUUUCUUCAACUGGUGCUCUGGAAGGUCAACAUUUCAGGAAAACUGGAAAUCUGGUUUCCUUAUCAGAACAGAACCUUGUAGAUUGUACUUUUAAGUAUGGUAACGAUGGGUGCGCUGGAGGCUGGAUGUACAGUGCAUUCCAGUAUGUUGAAGACAAUAAUGGAAUUGAUACAGAAACAUCUUACCCAUAUGAGGCAAAGAAUGGGACCUGCAGAUUUCAAGAGUCCGAUGUCGGGGCUACAGACACAGGUUAUACCAAAAUCCCACAAGGUGAUGAACAGGCUUUGAAAUCUGCCGUCGCAACAGUAGGUCCGAUAUCAAUAGCGAUUGAUGCUGACAGAAAAUUUCAACUUUAUGAGAGAGGUGUAUUUGAUGAACCAGCCUGUAAUGCUUCGUUCACUGACCAUGCAGUUUUAAUUGUUGGAUAUGGUGUACAAAAUGAUCAAGACUAUUGGUUGGUUAAAAACAGUUGGAGUGAAAGCUGGGGAAUGGAUGGGUAUAUCAAAAUGUCCAGAAACAAAGACAACCAAUGUGGCAUAGCUUCUUACGCAAUGUAUCCACUCGUUUGAUAGCUUCUCGUGAAGACAAAACACAUUGCACCAAAGGUCUUGUGGUUCAUAGCUUAUCGUGAUGACUGCUUUGUAUAGACACGUAACAUCUUGUUACAUACAUGUAACAUAUUGUAAAGAAAAAAAAUUGUGUCCCCAUGGGAUUCGUGUUUGAUAGUAUUGCCAAUGGACCAAUUACUUAACGGACAAAGUGUGUUUUUUUUAAUCAUUUUCAAGUUUGGUGAGAUUUUAUAUUCUAUAUUUUGCUUUGUUUUUUGUUUUUUGUUCGAAAUUGUAAUUCACAUUGGUAGGUGUGUUCUCUCUAUCGUAUGGAAAGGAACAACGAUACAAUAUGUGUGUGCUCCUUAUAUACAACAUGCAACGUUAUUUACAGAAUGAAUGUUCCUUCCUUUAAGACGAACAUAUAUUUUGUAUAAAAUAACUGUGUUUUUUAUUGUUUGUUUUUUAUUACUUUGAAUCAGGAUGUUAAUGUGUACUACAUCAGAGAAUUUUUUUUGUAAAUAUAAAUGUAUCUGUAUUGUA